AUGGUAUGCGCUGAUGACUUUGGCGCUUUAACUUCGCCUAGACAAUGGCCAGGAAUUGACUUUACGAAGGAAGGUGGAGAUGUCAAGGCUCCUCAGCUGCGGAAACUUGUGGCGGAAAGCUUUGUUGCUGUGUUUAUGUCACUUUUUUGUUUCGCUCUUACGAUCUAUGACACGAGAUGGCUAUUUCGUCUUGCUGCUCAUCAAAUGGAUUCGCUUAAGUUUACUCUCACAUUCGGAGGAGGUAAAGAAAAGAGAAACGGAGCAUCUGUGAGGCAACUGCGUGAGUUCAUCUUUGCUCAUUCUUUGCUCAUGUUGUCUGUUGUUUCAUGUCUGAUUCACUGCAGUUUCUGA
Haemonchus placei is the source of this 351-nucleotide messenger RNA. The record is from the annotation of a GenBank genome assembly. NCBI's taxonomy places the organism in Eukaryota, Metazoa, Nematoda, Chromadorea, Rhabditida, Trichostrongylidae.